AUGUUACUCCUACGCCCCGCGAUUGGUGUGUUUGCCUGGUACGCUUACUCGGCGGUCCAGCGUCAGCGGCUCGUCCGCCAAGGCACCUUUGCUUCGAUGCAGAUGCUUUCCAGUUUCCGCCAGCCCGACGGAGAUUCACUGAAAUUGGAAACUUUGGGACAGCCAGUCACGGCCAUUGCCGACGACUGGGUCUACCUGACGGGUCGCAAUCCGAAAUUACCGACGGAUAGCUACCGCCCGACCUUUCGGCAUACACAGCACGUGGCGUGCUCGUUCAGUAACGAUGGCGACACGCACGGUUCUCGUCCACACUCUUCGAUCGCCUUGUUCGGCCCCCGAGCCGUACCUUUGCUGUCGCUACGUCAGCUGGUCACGGAACGAAUGGACCUCCGACCGUACGUGGAAGAAGACUUGACCAAACGUUUGGCUUGGGAACACGCCAUGGCCGAGUGUCGGCCCUUGCUAGCGGACGAGAAUGCCAACAGUGCUGCACCGCUCGUUCCGGGGGCGUAUUCCUUCCUGUAUCGAGAUUACGUCAAUCAGGAAGAGCUCUUGGCCAUGCUGUGUCGGAGAAAAGCCAUGGAAACGCUCUUGUAUCGACAAACACGGGCAACUAGUCUGCAAGUGGAAGAUCCGACGAGCAACGGAAACUCUUCGACCUCGCCGUCCGACCAAAAAUGUGUUUUGACGGACCGCGCCAAAAUGCUGGGAUUCCUCCCCGUCACUAUUCAUUGGGAAGGGAUUGUUCCACGAACCACGGGAGACGACCAAAAGUGUACAAUCAGAUGGACGAACACGUCGUGCCGAAUCGGUUGGCAGCGUUUGGGCAAGACUAUUCAGCAACCGUCUUUAGCCGAAAAGUAUCGCAAGGACGAUUGGGAUGUUUUACUCCCACCAUCAUCCGAUACAGACGCUGUCAAUGAGGGUGACAUUAUUGUCUUUUAUCGGCAAGGACAGGGCAAGCUCGUCUUUGCACGCGACAGUCUCAUUUCACCAACAUAA
Messenger RNA from Phaeodactylum tricornutum CCAP 1055/1, 1002 nucleotides. RefSeq lists its product with no specific name. The transcript is spliced from 2 exons. The record is from RefSeq and is a predicted model, not a curated record. Lineage: Eukaryota; Bacillariophyta; Bacillariophyceae; Surirellales; Neidiaceae. Bases 1 to 1002 code for a protein of 333 amino acids.